Messenger RNA from Dioscorea cayenensis subsp. rotundata (Guinea yam), 1077 nucleotides. Its product is annotated as peroxidase 64-like. The transcript has 4 exons. NCBI's taxonomy places the organism in Eukaryota, Viridiplantae, Streptophyta, Magnoliopsida, Dioscoreales, Dioscoreaceae. Gene Ontology annotation, biological process: response to oxidative stress; hydrogen peroxide catabolic process. The record is from RefSeq and is a predicted model, not a curated record. The coding region runs from base 54 to 1004 and encodes 316 amino acids. Gene Ontology annotation, molecular function: heme binding; peroxidase activity. Gene Ontology annotation, cellular component: plasmodesma; plant-type cell wall.
AAUUUCUCUACAUCCCAGUCCACCACUCAAAGAUAUUUAGUCCUAUACAACAAAUGGCUUCCUUUAAUAUUGCAUGCCUUCUCAUCAUCUUCUCACUUACUAUUCACCAAACUUCAUCUCUUAGCUCAGAGUACUACUCAAAAACUUGUCCAAAAGCCGAAGAGGCCGUGACCGAAGCCGUGAAGGCAGCGACAGCGAAUGACCCUACCGUUCCUGCAGCAUUACUGAGAAUGCAUUUCCAUGACUGUUUCAUUAGGGGAUGUGAUGGUUCAGUGUUGCUGAAAUCAAAUGGGAAUAAUAAAGCAGAAAAGGAUGGUCCUCCAAACAUAUCAUUGCAUGCAUUCUAUGUAAUAGAUAAUGCUAAGAAAUCUUUGGAGUAUAUGUGCCCUGGUGUGGUUUCUUGUGCUGAUAUUUUAGCCCUUGCUGCAAGAGAUGCAGUAGUACUGUCAGGGGGUCCAACUUGGGAAGUGCCAAAAGGAAGGAAAGAUGGAAGGAUCUCAAAAGCGAGUGAAACAACUCAACUUCCUGCUCCCACUUUUAACCUCUCUCAACUUCAACAAAGCUUCUCCCAAAGAGGCCUCUCCGUUGAAGACCUUGUAGCUCUCUCAGGAGGUCACACACUGGGGUUCUCCCACUGUUCAUCAUUCCAAAACAGAAUACACAACUUUGACAGCAUUAAUGACGUAGACCCAACACUGAACCCAAGCUUUGCAUCAAGCUUGAGAAGUGUGUGUCCCAUGCACAACAAAGUCAAGAAUGCAGGCUCCACCAUGGACUCCACUUCCACCACCUUUGAUAACAUUUAUUACAAGCUUUUGCUUCAAGGCAAGAGCUUGUUCUCUUCUGACCAAUCUCUUCUUUCCCACCCUAAAACCAAGGCAUUGGUCUCCUUGUUUGCCUCUUCUCAUGAUGCUUUCUCUCAAGCUUUUGUUAAGUCCAUGAUUAAGAUGAGUAGCUUGAAUGGUGGACAAGAAGUCAGGUUGGAUUGCAAGGUUGUUAAUUAAUUAAUUAACUUGAUGAUCAUGGUGAUGAUGAUUAUUAUGGUGUUCAUGAUCUCAAUUGUUUAUAUAUAUAUAU